Molecule: messenger RNA, 1495 nt
Organism: Suillus subalutaceus
Lineage: Eukaryota; Fungi; Basidiomycota; Agaricomycetes; Boletales; Suillaceae
Product: actin actin-like protein
Exons: 8
Coding region: 193-1368 (391 amino acids)
Biological process (GO): Arp2/3 complex-mediated actin nucleation
Cellular component (GO): Arp2/3 protein complex; actin cortical patch
Molecular function (GO): actin filament binding
Source: RefSeq, a predicted model, not a curated record
CCGCAGGCUGCGAAAUGAACUGAAGCGAUUUUCGAAAGUAAGUAUUUCGACUUUAAGCAGGUAAGUACUUAGUCAGGACACAGCCGUUGCCCGCUAAGCAGCACAAGUCAGACAAGAUCAGUGGCAUACAUAUCUAUCCACCGCAAUCCCAAAUCACAUCCCAUAUAACCAUAUUUCGUGCACCGUUCCAGAAUGGACUCAGAAGCACCACUCGUAGUCGACAACGGCACGGGUUUCGUCAAAGUAGGCUACGCAGGAUCGAACUUCCCAGAGCAUGUAUUCCCCUCCGUCGUAGGCCGCCCCAUCCUGCGUGCGGAGGAGCGCGUGGGCUCCGCAGCGAUCAAGGACAUCAUGGUGGGCGACGAAGCCGUCGAGAACCGCAAUUACCUCCAAGUCACACAGCCCAUGGAACACGGUAUAGUGCGUAACUGGGAAGACAUGAAGCACCUCUGGGAUUACACUUUCGACGAGAAACUCAAGGUCGACCCGCGCGGCCGUAAAGUGCUACUCACGGAACCACCCAUGAACCCUAAAGUCAAUCGGCAGAAGAUGGUGCAGGUGAUGUUUGAGGAGUAUGGCUUCCAGGGGGUGUAUGUGGCGAUUCAGGCUGUGUUGACAUUGUAUGCGCAAGGUUUAACAACGGGCGUAGUCGUCGACUCGGGUGAUGGAGUCACGCACAUCGUACCUGUAUACGAUGGAUUUGCCCUCCCACAUCUCACCCGACGCUUGGAUAUUGCAGGUCGAGAUGUCACGCGGUACUUGAUCAAACUGUUGCUCAUGCGCGGUUAUGCGUUCAACCGUACUGCUGAUUUCGAGACCGUGCGUGAAAUCAAGGAGAAACUUUGUUAUGUGAGCUACGAUCUUGACCUCGACCAGAAAUUGUCAGAGGAGACUACGGUGCUUGUAGAGAGCUACACGCUCCCCGAUGGCCGAACGAUCAAAGUAGGCUCAGAGCGCUUCGAAGCUCCAGAAUGCAUGUUCCAACCACAUCUCGUGGACCUUGAUCAACCUGGCGUAGCAGAAAUGCUCUUCCUAACCAUCCAAGCCGCAGCAGUUGACACCCGAGCGGAACUGUACAAACACAUCGUCCUCUCAGGCGGCUCAAGCAUGUACCCAGGCCUCCCAAGCCGACUCGAGAAAGAAAUGAAACAACUGUAUCUUACGCGUGUGCUGAAUGGCGAUCCAACGCGGUUGAACAAAUUCAAAAUUCGGAUUGAAGACCCCCCUCGUCGAAAACACAUGGUGUUCCUGGGUGGUGCUGUCCUCGCUGACAUCAUGAAGAACCGUGCAGAAUUCUGGAUAUCAAGAGAAGAGUGGUUUGAGCAGGGUAUUCGCUGUCUGGAUAAGCUAGGACGUGGAGAGAAUUAACCAAUGAUGAGUAACUUACGACGGACAUCCGGUAGUUUUAUGGAUCACCAAAAGCACGGGCCAUUGGCCUUUAUAUGAUCCAACGGGAAAUGAGAAACAACUGCCCCAUGGCUGAGUUGGUUACAGC